GGGCUCACAAUCUCUCUAGAGCCUACGACCAGCUCUUUGGAGCAGGGGCUGGGGACGUGCCUCCGAGUCCCCGCCCCUCCUGUCACGCCCACAGGCCAAGGCAGGGGGCGGACCUCGCAGACGUCCCGGCUGAAGCUAUGCGGCUGCCCGCGGUACGGCUGGUGCGGCUAAGCCGGAUACCGUACACCGAGCUGCUGGCCCUGCAGGAGCGCUGGCUGCGGCGGCUACAGGCCGAGCCAGGCACUGAGGCGGGCGCGCUCCUGCUCUGCGAGCCCGCGGGGCCCGUGUACACAUCCGGGCUGCGCGGCGGCCUGACGCCGGAGGAGACGGCGCGGCUGCGGGCCUUGGGCGCCGAGGUACGCACCACAGGCCGCGGUGGCCUGGCCACCUUCCACGGCCCAGGCCAGCUGCUCUGCCACCCGGUCCUAGACUUGCGACGCCUGGGCCUGCGCCUGCGCACGCACGUAGCGGCGCUGGAGGCGUGCGCCGUGCGCCUGUGCGAGUUCCAGGGCUUGUCCGGUGCUCGCGCGCGGCCCCCGCCCUACACUGGCGUCUGGCUUGGGGAGCGCAAGGUCUGCGCGAUAGGAGUCCGCUGUGGAAGGCACAUCACGUCCCACGGCCUGGCUCUGAACUGUUCUACAGACCUUGUGUGGUUUGAUCACAUUGUCCCCUGUGGGUUGGUUGGGACAGGUGUCACCUCUCUGAGUGAGGAGCUCCAAAGGCACGUCACUGUGGAUGAAGUAAUACCACCUUUCCUUGAGGCCUUUAAAGAGACCUACAAGUGCACGUUGAUCUCAGAGGACAGCUCCAACUGAAGAGUGUUCAUGUUAUCACAGCUGGGAGGUCCUGCUUGAAAAGCACCAAGACUGACUUGGGAGUCACUGAAACCCAGAUUCUAGACUUGGCUCUGUCAUUCAGUCACCAUGAGACUAUGAGCAAAGCAUGACCUCUUAGCCAUUGUUUCCAUAUGUUUGCUGGUUUAUUUAUAUCUUCUCACCUACCUCAGAAACAGUAGAUGUGAAAACAUUAUGAAAAGAAACACAUGCUAUGUAAAUGUAACAUUAGCACUACUGACACCCCAUUUUCUCAGCUUAGAGAAACUCAGAUAUAGAGAAUCCGUUCUCAAAUAUUUAUUACCUCCUAAAUAAUGUAUUUAAUUGGGCAAUUCUGGGCUCCAGUUCCUUUGAUUUUGUGGGAAUCAUAUCUCUAGAUAGCCCAGGUGAGGAUGAUAUGUGGGGAGCUUUAUGCAAUAAAAGGGAAAGGAAUCUUUAAAGAAUAAAAUGAGAUCUUGACUUCUUGCAUUGGAUUGCCAAGCCUGAUAACUAUUUUUAGUUAGGUAACCUGAGUUAGACCAGAGCCCAGGAAAAGACAAGAAUAAUUUCUCACACUGUACAAAUGCCAAAGGUAGAAGUAUGUUUUCCUUAAAUGAGAUCUCUAAAUUUAUAAGGCUGUGUAUUAACUAUUCAUUGCUAUGUAACAGAUCACCCCAAAACUUAAUGACUUAAAACAAUAAACAUU
Messenger RNA from Zalophus californianus (California sea lion), 1518 nucleotides. RefSeq names its product lipoyl(octanoyl) transferase 2 (gene LIPT2). The transcript has 2 exons. The record is from RefSeq and is a predicted model, not a curated record. Gene Ontology annotation, cellular component: mitochondrion. Gene Ontology annotation, molecular function: lipoyl(octanoyl) transferase activity. The coding region runs from base 138 to 815 and encodes 225 amino acids. NCBI's taxonomy places the organism in Eukaryota, Metazoa, Chordata, Mammalia, Carnivora, Otariidae. Gene Ontology annotation, biological process: protein lipoylation.